AUGGCGCUAGCGCUUCCGACCGAGUCCAUCGCGGCUAGUUCGGCAGCAGAGAUGAAAGAGUAUAGUGCAGCGGAAGCACACGAGAGCGUGUUUGUCAACUGCUGUGUUGUUGCUCCACCCUGCGACGAGAACGAGCGCAAACGUGUUGACGUUGUCGUGGUGUUGGAUCGCUCGGGAAGCAUGAGCAGGGAAAAGUUGGACCUAUGCAAGAAAACGCUCGACUUUCUAGCGCAGCAACUCACGGCAAACGACCGCGUCGGGUCUCCCGUUCUUGUCGGACUCGAAACCCAACUUACCGUGCAAUCGAUUCUCCUCCUCACAGAUAGCCAGGCCAACGAAGGUGUGACGCACAUCGUCGGACUCUCCAGCAUCGUUGAAACUUGCCUGCCUCGCCACGUGUCCCUGCACACGUUCGGGUACGGCAACGGCCACGACGCAUCGCUCCUGACCAAACUCGCGGACCGCGGCUCGUACUACUUUGUCGAGAACGUCGACGCCGUCAUGCUGGCGUUCGCCGACUGCCUCGGCGGCCUGGCCAUCAUGACCAAACGGCCCACGACCGUCCAAAACUCCACCGCCGUCGUCCAACUCGGCGACAUGUACGCUGACGAGAUGCGCGACCUGGUGGUGGAGCUCGCGCGGCCGGCCUCCGACACCUCCGUCUACGUGGUGUUUCAAGUGCGGGCGGUGGAAGCGAUGGAAGCGGCCUAG
Aphanomyces invadans is the source of this 711-nucleotide messenger RNA. RefSeq lists its product as hypothetical. The record is from RefSeq and is a predicted model, not a curated record. NCBI's taxonomy places the organism in Eukaryota, Oomycota, Saprolegniomycetes, Saprolegniales, Verrucalvaceae. Bases 1 to 711 code for a protein of 236 amino acids. The transcript has 4 exons.